CGUAUUGUUUACAUCCGGUGCAUCGGAACAAGCAUCUGCGUUUGUUUAGAAAGCUGGACCUAGCUAAAUUUCUACAUCUGUUUUAUCUAAAGUUUUUUUUUACAGAUCGGAAGGGUAUCUGGCUAAAUAACAUCAGAAAUGACUGAGGAUGUGCAAAAGCACUCUGUGCACACGCUCGUGUUCAGGUCCCUCAAGAGAACUCAUGAUAUGUUUGUGGCUGACCAUGCCAAACCAGUCUCCUUGGAUGAAACAAGUCACAAGGUGAAGAUGGCAGCGAAGCUCAGGGCAGACUACAGUGCCGUUCUACACAUGCCCGUUCUGAAAGAGGGCAAGGACAGACCACUGGGCUCCAACAUGCCUGGCAAUCAGAACUAUGCCCAACCUGGUGAUGAUCCAGAGUACUUGAUCACUGGGACACACGCAUACCCCUCAGGACCUGGGGUGGCUCUGACGGCGGACACUCAGAUACAUAGGAACCCCAGUGAGGGGGGAGUUCACGCCAUGGCUCUUGCCCUGCCGCCAUCACAAGCCAGGCUGGACGCCAGUCGCACUGCAGCUGGUGUCGGGGACAUUCACAGAAACGCAGGGGGGGCAGAGAGGUCUCCUGCUCCUCACUCGCACGCUAUGUCUCUUUUGGAAGGAGGCGGCACCAAAAACUCGUCCCUCGUUGCCAGAAAAGCCCCCACUAUGCCCAAGCCCCAGUGGCACGCUCCAUGGAAGCUGUUUCGGGUCAUCAGUGGUCAUCUUGGCUGGGUGAGGUCCAUUGCCGUAGAGCCCGGCAACCAGUGGUUUGUGACAGGCGCUGGCGACAGAACCAUUAAGAUCUGGGACCUAGCCAGUGGGAAGCUAAAACUCUCCCUAACGGGACACAUCAGCACAGUGCGCGGCGUGGCCGUGAGCACCCGGAGCCCCUACCUGUUCUCCUGCGGCGAGGACAAGCAGGUCAAGUGCUGGGAUCUGGAGUACAACAAGGUUAUCAGGCACUACCACGGCCACCUCAGCGCCGUGUACGACUUGGACCUGCACCCAACCAUCGACGUGCUGGUCACAUGCAGCCGAGAUGCCACAGCCAGGGUGUGGGAUAUCAGGAGCAAAGCCAACGUGCACACCCUAUCCGGACACACCAACACAGUGGCCACAGUCAGAUGCCAGGCCGCCGAACCGCAGAUCAUCACAGGUACGGACAAGGGGAGCCACGACUCUACCAUCAGGCUAUGGGAUCUGAUAGCUGGGAAGACCAGAGCCACUCUCACCAAUCACAAGAAGUCUGUCAGAGCACUGGCCCUACAUCCCAGACAGUAUACCUUAGCCUCUGGCUCUGCCGACAACAUCAAGCAGUGGACGUUCCCAGACGGCAACUUCAUCCAGAACCUCUCUGGACACAACGCCAUCAUCAACGCAAUGGCGGUCAACUCAGACGGCGUGCUGGUAUCAGGAGCUGACAACGGCACCAUUCACCUGUGGGACUGGCGGACCGGCUACAACUUCCAGCGUAUCCACGCCGCCGUGCAGCCCGGCUCACUGGACAGCGAAUCGGGGAUCUUCGCCUGCAUGUUCGACCACUCGGAGAGCAGGCUGAUCACGGCCGAGGCCGACAAGACCAUCAAGGUGUACAAAGAGGACGACACGGCGACCGAGGAAAGCCACCCAAUCAACUGGAAACCGGAAAUCCUCAAGAGGAAAAGAUUCUAGUUUUGCAACAAA
Oncorhynchus tshawytscha (Chinook salmon) is the source of this 1704-nucleotide messenger RNA. Its product is annotated as pleiotropic regulator 1-like. Gene Ontology annotation, molecular function: protein binding. Gene Ontology annotation, cellular component: precatalytic spliceosome; catalytic step 2 spliceosome; Prp19 complex. Gene Ontology annotation, biological process: mRNA splicing, via spliceosome. Bases 139 to 1692 code for a protein of 517 amino acids. NCBI's taxonomy places the organism in Eukaryota, Metazoa, Chordata, Actinopteri, Salmoniformes, Salmonidae. The record is from RefSeq and is a predicted model, not a curated record. The transcript is spliced from 15 exons.